Molecule: messenger RNA, 489 nt
Organism: Effrenium voratum
Lineage: Eukaryota; Dinophyceae; Suessiales; Symbiodiniaceae
Source: the annotation of a GenBank genome assembly
AUGGCGCUGGCAUAUCCCUUGCAGCUUGGCCUCGCCUAUUUGCUGAUGGCUGGGUACUUGAUGAGGACCUUGUUCGUUAGCAUGAACCUGCCGGGUGCAGUCGGCGUGCUAUUCGCUGGCUGGAUGUUCACGUUCUUUAUGCAGCCUGGCAUCUUGGAUGGCCGAGAUGAUUUUCAAGAAUGUGCUUUUUUUCUGGUCCUGCUCACGGCUGGCUUUGAGAUCAGCAUGGACAACCUCACCUUACCCAAUGUUGCGAUUGGUCUCCUGCCUAGCUCUUGUGAACUUGCGGGCCUUGCGCUGUACGCGUGGAAGUUCUUUGGGUAUGGGCCCAUCCAGAGUCUAGUGCUGGGGACAGUGCUGGCUGGCCUGGCCGAUGGCAUUGUCAUCCCCAAGAUGAUGGAGUUCGAAGAGAGGGCCGACAAGGAGGGAGGCUUGCGCAGGCCAAUGCACCGGCUGACGCGGCUGGUGCUCAUUGCGGCCCCUAUGGAG